GUUGAAAGCUAAAUUUAGAAAGUAAAAUUUUUAAUAAUUUUAGUAAUUUUUUUGAUAAAUUAUACAACAAUUUAUCAUUUAAAAAAAAAAUCUUCAAUUUUUUUUUAAACUAAAUUUUAUAGUAAGUUAUCAACUUACUUUCCCCCCAAAUUUCCAUAAAACGCAAAACUGGCAAAACUCGUGAACUCGGUGUCCACUUAUGCCAUGGACAGUGGUCGACACGAUCGAGAUUCAGAUUUAGGAGACGAUUCACCCAUGUCACACACAGACGAACACUCGGACCGCGAAGAAGAAGAAAUCCGGGACUGCGACUCGAGUGACGAAGGCGUUAAUGUAAAUCCUAGCAAUACAUUGACAACGGGAAUGGAUUUUGGCAGAAGUCCAGAACAUAUUUCAGAUAUGAGUCAUCCAUCACCGUUUGCACAAAAUCACCCACUAAACUUGCUAAAUAAUUUGACAGCGCUCGGAAUGAGUGCGCAACACUUGCAAAAUUUGCCACACAGCGACGUCUUGGAGAAACUGAAGAUGCAAGUGCGUGAUAUGAAAGUCGGUUUAAUGGAUCCGGACUUUUCGUCGUUGCAUGCGGCAGCUGCUGCCAAUUAUGGGGCUAUGAAUGCCGCCAAUUUCGCACAAAAUAUGGCACAUACUCCGAAUGGGUUUGCCUUCCAGUCGCCCACUUCCGGAAAUAAAGAUGGCAAUCCGGCAUCAAAUUCAUCCGCAUCGAGCGAAGGCUCUAAUUCAUCGCAACAGAACAACGGCUGGAGCUUUGAAGAGCAGUUCAAGCAAGUCCGACAACUCUACGAGAUAAAUGACGAUCCAAAACGAAAAGAAUUCCUGGAUGAUUUAUUCCAAUUUAUGCAAAAAAGAGGAUCCCCCAUCAACCGCUUACCGAUCAUGGCAAAAUCCGUGCUCGAUCUCUACGAAUUGUACAACCUCGUUAUCGCACGUGGCGGUCUCGUCGACGUCAUCAACAAAAAACUCUGGCAAGAAAUCAUCAAAGGACUCCAUUUACCGAGCAGCAUCACUAGCGCAGCAUUCACCCUUCGAACGCAAUAUAUGAAGUAUUUGUACCCAUAUGAGUGUGAAAAGAAGAAUUUGAGUACGCCAUCUGAGUUGCAAGCUGCCAUCGAUGGAAAUCGUCGUGAAGGUCGUCGAUCCAGUUAUGGGGCUUUUGGGGAUGGUUCCAUGCCAACACAACUUCAAAUGCAAUCACAAAUGCAACGAAGCCCAAUCCCAAAUCUCUCACAAAUGUCACCGUUGUCGUUAGUUACUCACAAUCAGCACACCGCUAACUUGAUGGGAGCCCCGCAUGUCCCACAAGACUUUGAGAAACGCAUGAUCGACUAUAUCAAGUUGUUCCAAUCGCCAAAAGAGCCAAAACGUUCCCAAAGUCCCGAUCCAAUCAAUAGAGAAGCAAUUAAUGCUCUUGAAAUGUCACGUUUGGCAUUAUGGAACAUGUACAACAAUAAUUUGCAUCCAAGUCCACCGAAUUCACAAAACUCUAGUCCGUUAGAGCAUCAAAAGCGUUCUUUGUACAACAGAGAUCAUUUAUCGGAUUCGCCACCCCCAUCGCAUCAUCAUCCGGCUAUCAAGCGUGAACGUGAUUCAUUUACCGACUUUUCGGACAAUCGUGAACGUGAUUUCUCGUAUCCGCCAGAGAAGAAGCAACGUGCGCCUUCGACACCGACUCGCGGAGGACAAAAUCAUCACUUGGAUACGUCCGUGGAGGAACGUUCUGAGACUCCAGUUCACGAAAAUGGAACAGAUUUGACGAAACCCAUGUCGAAAUUGAGUUCGGAGGCGAAGAAUGGACUCGACCAAGGGAUGCCAUUGUUGAAUGGAAUGCAGUUCAAAAUCAUUAGUAGAGGAAACGCAUCAUCUGGCGAACAACAACUCGUUGUCACAAUGGAAGUAAAUGGCGUGCAGUACGAAGGCGUUCUCUUCGCCAACCAACAAUCAUCGCAGGAGCAUCCCAUGACAACGACAGCCAACAAAAUGAACACGACACUUAACACGACAGUUAAUUCAACCACGAGCAGCAUCGAUGAACGAAGCGUCGCUCGUCCCCUUAUCUCAUCAUAAAUCACAAAAUUUUGAAUCUCUAGUUAAUUUCAUUACAAAAAAAUAUGUUUCAAAGUUGGUCUCAAAAUUUCACCCCAAAAUUCACACAAACACACACUUAACUUUUAAUAAAAAAAAAUUCAUUCAAUAAGUUUAAAAAGUAAUUAAAAAAAAAUACAAUAAAAAUAUUUAUAAAAAAAAAUAAUUUAAAUUUAAUUGAUAUGUUU
This is a messenger RNA of Culicoides brevitarsis, 2288 nucleotides long. RefSeq names its product protein dead ringer (gene retn). Gene Ontology annotation, cellular component: nucleus. Lineage: Eukaryota; Metazoa; Arthropoda; Insecta; Diptera; Ceratopogonidae. Gene Ontology annotation, molecular function: DNA binding. Gene Ontology annotation, biological process: regulation of transcription by RNA polymerase II. The transcript has 12 exons. The record is from RefSeq and is a predicted model, not a curated record. Bases 205 to 2082 code for a protein of 625 amino acids.